AUGGAGUUGCUGCGCAUCGUGCUGGACGCGGUGUCGGGGCGGCGGCAUGUUGUGGAGUACCCAUGCAGGAUUUUGGGUCGCACAGUAAACGACUACAACGAACUAGUAGAGGUUUUGCGUCACGGUUUUUUCCUUUUUACGUACCGCAUGAAUUUUAGCCCACUGCCUCACUCCCUCGUGACCUCCGACAAGGGGUGGGGCUGCCUUGUACGGUCUUCUCAGAUGCUGCUCGCCCAUGCGCUUUGGCGUUACUCAGAGAAUGAAUGUAGGCUUGACUACUUCCGCGACCUAGACACUGCGGAUGGCGCCCCCUUCUCGCUGCACAACAUGGUGCGGGCAGUGAUGAAGAAGGCGGACGUGUUUAGCCCAGAGUACUGGCCACCGAGCCAGGGCUGUGAGGCGAUCCGCUGUUGCGUGAACAAUGCCGUGGAUCAGCGGAUCAUCCCUCCCAUUAGCGUCGUAGUUUGCUCUCAGGGAUGCCUGUUGGCGAAGGAGAUUUGCGCCGAUUUGGAAUCUCGCCCUGUGCUCAUCUUGACCCCUGUACGUUGCGGUGUCUCACGACGGAUGGCUCAGAUGAUGUUCUUUUCGCUUGAAUACCUUCUUCACUCCCCGGCGUGUCUGGGCGUGGUGGGCGGCGUGCCAAACCGCAGCUAUUAUAUUCUGGGAAGCAGCUGUCAACAACUGUUGUACUUGGAUCCCCACUGCAUGACACAAAAUGCUCUCCUCUCGUGUCAUACGGAGGAGGAUACGGGCAUCGUGAUAGCCACGGCGAGCCUCGUCAAGUGUGUGCAGUGGGACCGCCUCGACACAUCGUGUUUUUUUGGUUUUUUGGUGGCUUCCCGUACCGAAUGGUCGGCGCUGCGAACACGUCUGGAGGAGUUGCAGUGGCAGGGCUUAGAGCAGCUGCUUUGCGUCAGUGAUGACGACGUGGGACACCACCUUGAUGAUGAGGUCGCGCUGUGGCCGAGUGAGGAGGACGUGGGGGGGUAG
Molecule: messenger RNA, 990 nt
Organism: Trypanosoma rangeli
Lineage: Eukaryota; Euglenozoa; Kinetoplastea; Trypanosomatida; Trypanosomatidae
Product: AUT2/APG4/ATG4 cysteine peptidase
Exons: 1
Coding region: 1-990 (329 amino acids)
Molecular function (GO): protein-phosphatidylethanolamide deconjugating activity
Source: RefSeq, a predicted model, not a curated record